Trichoderma asperellum CBS 433.97 is the source of this 507-nucleotide messenger RNA. Lineage: Eukaryota; Fungi; Ascomycota; Sordariomycetes; Hypocreales; Hypocreaceae. The record is from RefSeq and is a predicted model, not a curated record.
AUGUCUGCCGAGAGCAUGAGCUGCCCCAGCCGAAACAUCCCCCCAGAGCCAAAACCUGCCUUCUUCAACCUGCUUUGCUUUGCUCUUCCCGGCUGCCAUCGUGGACCUUUUAUCUCGCAGUCUCCCCCCUCGCGUGGUGUCCUUGUGCUCUCAGAGUCGGAUCUCCACUGGAGGAUUGGCCUGCCACGACAUCGCUGCGUCGACAUCCGGGGCUGUGCUGGACCCCAAGCGUCGAUCGAUCGAGCCGAGUCGAGGCAAAACAGAGUUAAAUCGCCAUCACAGGCGAGCAGCUCAGCAGCAGCAUCGUUCGCUGCCGGCGUCAAUUACGGACUGCUGAAAGCUUGUUUGGGGCUUCAUCAGACGCCUUUCCUGCUGCGGAUGUCUAAUGCUGGUGGCGCUGCUAAGCAAGGCUUAAAAGCGUAUGUGGCCACACCGCAUCGCGCCGUAACUUUGGUGCUCGUCGCGGUCGCUGCCGAAGCAGUGGAUGGCAAGGGAAAGAUAAAAUAA